AAUGGAAUUUUUAGGGCUAGAAAGCGAGCGAGGUCUGGAGCUGCGCAUAGCAGUCGUGCCAUCGGGAAAAGACAAUAUCGUCCGCGCGCUGAAGAGACACAUCAGAGCCCCUCAGGCGCAACAGCACAAGUGGUCGUCUGAUAGCGUGACUGAUACGCAAGAAGGGGAAGAGGAAACAGGAUUGCGUAAGAAUAAGGAUCAGACGAUUUCUUCCGGUUUGGAUGGGAUUGCUGAAAGAUCAUUAAUGCGUAACGCUCAACACUCCCUCAUGUGAGGGUGUAGAAUGGAAACAACCCUCUACCUAGGCACCGUGAACACUCCGAGGGUCUCCAGCAUCUAUUCCCAGAGCACGAUGAUGAAGAAGGAUAUUAAUCUGAACCUGGACCACCACAACCCCGAGCUCAAAACAAACCCGCUACGGGACACCGACGGACUUCUCAACUCCCCGGACUUGGGACUCUUGAAACUAACCUCCCCAGACCUGGAGCGCCUUAUCAUCCAGUCAAACGGUCUGGUGACCACCGGCAACCCGGCCUCCCAAUUCCUCUACCCGAAGUCCGCCAGUGAGGAGCAGGAGUUCGCGGAAGGCUUCGUCAAGGCGCUGGAGGAUCUUCACAAGCAGAAUCAGCUGAGCGAAGCGGGGUGCGUCUCCGUGGACAGACUGGAGCUCCUCGGAUCAGCACACGCAGUCGGCUCCGGCGGGCUUCAGACAACAGACCUUCCGGUUUACACCACUCUGAACGGCUAUGCGGCCAGUCCGCUCGGAGCCACCUCCAUCAACUACUCCACGGACACCAUCCCCUUCCCACCGCCUCCGUCUCAUCUGGCCAGCGCGCAGCAACAGGCGGCUGCUGCGGCGGUUCUGUCACGACUCCAGUCUGCCGGGUUGGUGAAGGACGAGCCUCAGACUGUUCCAGACAUGCAGUGCUUCGGGGACAGCCCCCCUCUGUCUCCCAUUGAUAUGGACAACCAGGAGCGCAUCAAGGCGGAGAGGAAAAAACUGCGGAACCGGGUAGCCGCCUCCAAAUGCCGCAAGAGAAAACUGGAGAGGAUCUCUCGACUGGAGGACAAGGUCAAGAACCUAAAAACGCAAAAUACCGAGCUGGCCUCCACAGCCAGCGUCCUCAGGGAGCAAGUGGCCCAGCUGAAGCAGAAGGUGAUGAACCAUGUCAGCAGCGGAUGUCAGCUUUUACCAAACCAGGUCCAGGCUUACUAAAUCUCAUAAUGGAGCUCUUCGUGGAUGUUUUUUUGUAUACGGCUCUGAGUAUGCUCCCAGGAUGCAGGCGUGUAUAAAGCGGGACAUUUGCCUUUUGUAACACAAAAUCCUUAUCAGAGAAUUAAUAUUGCACCCUCCAGAACAUGUUAACUGAGGAACAGAAGACAUUUGCACACCUUGAGAGCUACAAGUCUACUGGAAUAAUGGCAGGUUAACCAGCAGCAGGUGUGGGCUGCAGCCUCUUCGGAUUCAGGAACAUCUGGCAGUGUUACGCAGCAAAAAGACUUCAUUUUUUGGGAAGCCAUGUAGCAAACUGCUAUAAAGUGGACUGGUGUGGGAUGGCGUUUAUAUGCGUGAGCUGGACAAUCUCAAGACAAGUGCAACCAAAGACCAGUGCUGUCACCCAAUGUGUAAAAUAAUGCCUUACUUGUUUACAAGCACUUAGCAAUGACAAAUAUAUAUUUUAUUUACUGAAACAUUUCUUAUUUUCCAUAUGGUCUUACGUCUAGUUUUUUCCUUUUCUUUCUUUGCAAAAAUGAACGCUGCAUGUCUUGUUGCUUUCGUGUACAGUAACAAUUGUAUUUUUCAUUAUGGUGGCUGCUGUGUAGUUCUUCAGUCACCAAACUUCCAUGAAUGUAUGUGUACAUGCUGAGAAAACCUAUCUAUCCAUGUGUAAUGGACUCUCAAGUCUCUACCUGACAUUUAUUAAAUUCACUACAUUACUAAA
Molecule: messenger RNA, 1943 nt
Organism: Cyclopterus lumpus (lumpfish)
Lineage: Eukaryota; Metazoa; Chordata; Actinopteri; Perciformes; Cyclopteridae
Product: transcription factor jun-D-like
Exons: 1
Coding region: 284-1216 (310 amino acids)
Biological process (GO): regulation of cell population proliferation; regulation of cell cycle; regulation of transcription by RNA polymerase II
Cellular component (GO): transcription regulator complex
Molecular function (GO): DNA-binding transcription factor activity, RNA polymerase II-specific; transcription factor binding; RNA polymerase II cis-regulatory region sequence-specific DNA binding
Source: RefSeq, a predicted model, not a curated record